AGACGGCUGGCUCGUCGAAAGCAUAACUCUCGUCUCUAGAUGUCGGAAAUCUAGCUUGACAGCUUCCGCAGGUGGCGAGGAGACCAUUGGCAUCACCCGCAUUCCAAUUCGGGUCAAUGGAGGCUUUGAGGAGGAGAUCUUGUUUGUUCAUGUCAUCGUAGAUUGCGGGAAGCUUCAUGUUGUCUGUCGUUCCGAGGGCUGCCUCGAUGUAGAAGAGCAUGCUCAAAAGGUAUGAGGCUAUAUGCUCUCUCAGAACAGAUGAGGAAAGCCGAUGGAGAACAUGGGUUCUGCCAGGCAUCGGAUUUCUUCGUCGAUACUGAUCACUUCGGAAGCUGGUCUGCCGACCCGUUGUGGCGAAGAUGGCGGCACCUUUCGGUUGUUGUUGUAUGGCCGGACAACAAGAUCCAUUCAUUUCUUCACGAAGAACUCGAUCUCCUGGACCGUCUGGAUAUCUCCGUGCCCUGGGAAGAGUUCCUUUUCUUCUUUAACAGCCUAUCACUCUGAAAUCGGCAAGACGGCAGUCUCUCCUCAUGCCCAUGGGGUCUUGGCCUUCGGAACGGUCCCAAGACAAUGCCAGCCUUCCGAAGUUCACGCGGACCAUUUUCUGGAUGGAUGGGACACAUGUAACCUAGAGCGCAGUCGCCGGCUUCGUACUCGCCUUGAAGGCUCUCCCGUAGGCGACAUCGAGUGGGAUAGGUGGCAUCGUUCUCCCGUUCCGCCUUUCAAGGGUGACCAUUGUGGUUGCAGUUGCAGUUGCGCCGCUAUCACAUCCUAGAGUUGGGGUGGGAGAACGAAUGACCUGCUCGGCCUUCACGUUGGAUACCGUAGGCAUAGGCAACGUCGAACCCUUGAGAAAAAGAAGCCGCCAUGAUAACUUGAAGCCUGACGUGCGGCU
Messenger RNA from Hyaloscypha bicolor E, 895 nucleotides. RefSeq lists its product as uncharacterized. The coding region runs from base 272 to 775 and encodes 167 amino acids. The transcript has a single exon. Lineage: Eukaryota; Fungi; Ascomycota; Leotiomycetes; Helotiales; Hyaloscyphaceae. The record is from RefSeq and is a predicted model, not a curated record.